This is a messenger RNA of Mus musculus (house mouse), 7966 nucleotides long. It is a transcript of the gene Arhgap42, whose product is annotated as Rho GTPase activating protein 42. Gene Ontology annotation, biological process: signal transduction. The coding region runs from base 249 to 2876 and encodes 875 amino acids. The transcript has 24 exons. The record is from RefSeq and is marked validated. Gene Ontology annotation, molecular function: GTPase activator activity. Gene Ontology annotation, cellular component: cytoplasm. NCBI's taxonomy places the organism in Eukaryota, Metazoa, Chordata, Mammalia, Rodentia, Muridae.
ACUGUCCCCAGGGUCAGCGAGUGACGCUGUCAGAAGACUCCUCUGCGCUACAGCUUGUAGCCUCGCCACCCCCACGGUGCGAGCGAGCGACGAUGCGAGCCGGUGACAGCGCCCGGAGCCUCCGCCCGGCCUCGGGGCAGCUGCACUGAGCCCGGCGCGCGGGGCCCAGUCCUCCGCUCUCCCCAGCGCUCCCCCGCGUUCGCAGUGUCCCCGCACCCGCCGCAGCUAGCGGCCGCCGCGCCUGGGCCAUGGGGCUGCCCACUCUGGAGUUCAGCGAUUCGUAUUUGGACAGCCCGGAUUUUAGGGAGCGAUUGCAGUGUCACGAGAUCGAGCUGGAGAGAACCAACAAGUUCAUCAAAGAGCUGCUGAAGGAUGGCUCUCUGCUCAUCGGGGCGCUGAGAAAUCUGUCCAUGGCUGUACAGAAGUUUUCCCAGUCUCUGCAAGACUUCCAGUUUGAGUGUAUUGGAGAUGCAGAAACUGAUGAUGAAAUUAGUAUUGCUCAGUCACUGAAAGAAUUCGCAAGGCUACUUAUUGCUGUAGAAGAAGAAAGGCGUAGACUGAUUCAAAAUGCUAAUGAUGUAUUAAUUGCACCCCUUGAGAAAUUUCGAAAAGAACAGAUCGGUGCAGCUAAAGAUGGAAAGAAGAAAUUUGACAAAGAGAGUGAAAAAUACUAUUCUAUUCUGGAUAAACAUCUGAACUUAUCAGCUAAGAAAAAGGAGUCUCAUUUGCAAGAGGCAGAUUCACAGAUUGGCCGAGAACAUCAGAACUUCUAUGAAGCUUCAUUAGAAUAUGUCUUUAAGAUCCAAGAAGUUCAAGAGAAGAAGAAGUUUGAGUUUGUGGAACCGCUUUUGUCCUUCCUUCAGGGUUUGUUUACAUUUUACCACGAGGGAUAUGAACUUGCCCAGGAAUUUGCACCGUACAAGCAACAGCUACAAUUCAACUUGCAGAAUACAAGGAAUAACUUUGAAAGCACUCGGCAAGAAGUGGAGAGACUGAUGCAGAGGAUGAAGUCUGCCAAUCAAGAUUAUAGACCUCCCAGCCAGUGGACCAUGGAGGGCUAUCUUUACGUCCAGGAGAAAAGACCACUGGGUUUCACAUGGACUAAACACUACUGUACUUACGACAAAGGAAGCAAAAUGUUCACAAUGAGCGUCUCCGAUGUGAAAGCCAGUGGGAAGAUGAACGGCCUUGUUACUGGUUCGCCUGAAAUGUUUAAAUUAAAGUCGUGUAUCCGACGGAAGACAGAUUCCAUUGACAAGCGCUUCUGCUUUGACAUAGAAGUGGUCGAAAGGCAUGGCAUCAUUACGCUACAGGCAUUCUCUGAAGCUAACCGGAAGCUCUGGCUGGAGGCCAUGGAUGGGAAAGAACCGAUUUACACGUUACCCGCCAUAAUUAGCAAGAAAGAAGAAAUGUACUUAAAUGAAGCAGGCUUCAACUUUGUGAGAAAAUGCAUUCAAGCUGUAGAAAUGAGAGGCAUCACCAUCUUGGGCCUGUACCGAAUAGGAGGAGUGAACUCCAAGGUCCAGAAACUCAUGAACACCACAUUUUCUCCCAAGUCCCCUCCUGAUAUGGACAUUGAUAUUGAGCUGUGGGACAAUAAGACUAUAACGAGUGGGCUGAAAAACUACCUCAGGUGCCUUGCAGAACCACUAAUGACUUACAAAUUGCACAAGGAUUUCAUCAUUGCUGUCAAGUCAGACGACCAAAACUACAGGGUGGAGGCAGUCCAUGCACUGGUACACAAAUUGCCGGAGAAAAACAGAGAGAUGCUGGACAUCUUGAUAAAACACCUUCUCAAAGUAUCACUACAUAGCCAACAAAAUCUUAUGACCAUCUCAAAUCUCGGUGUCAUAUUUGGUCCAACCCUGAUGAGAGCACAGGAGGAAACUGUGGCUGCCAUGAUGAACAUCAAAUUUCAGAACAUAGUGGUGGAAAUCCUAAUCGAGCACUAUGAGAAGAUUUUUCAUACUGCCCCAGACCCCAACAUUCCUCUUCCUCAGCCUCAGUCUCGAUCGGGAUCCCGAAGAACCCGGGCCAUCUGCCUGUCCACAGGUUCUCGGAAGCCCAGAGGGAGGUACACGCCGUGCCUGGCAGAGCCUGAUAGUGACUCCUACAGCAGCAGCCCAGACAGCACUCCCAUGGGCAGCAUAGAGUCGCUCUCCUCCCACUCCUCUGAACAAAACAGCACCACAAAAUCCACUGCCUGCCAGCCCAGGGAGAAGUCAGGAGGAAUUCCCUGGAUCACAACCCCAUCAUCUUCCAAUGGACAGAAAAGUCAGGGUCUCUGGACAACUAGUCCAGAAUCAAGUUCUCGAGAAGAUGCAACCAAAACAGAUGUGGAGUCAGAUUGCCAGAGUGUGGCCUCUAUCACAAUCCCGGGGAAUGUCUCUCCCCCCAUAGACCUAGUCAAAAAAGGGCCCUAUGGGCUCUCAGGACUGAAAAGAUCCUCUGCUUCUUCCUCUCUCAGAUCCAUCUCUGCAGCUGAAGGAAACAAGAGCUACAGUGGAUCCAUUCAAAGCUUAACUUCUAUAGGCUCCAAAGAGUCACCUAAAGCCAUACCAAACCCAGAGCUGCCUCCAAAAAUGUGCAGGAGGUUAAGGCUAGACACUGCCUCCAGCAAUGGCUACCAGCGACCUGGCUCAGUAGUGGCAGCAAAGGCUCAACUCUUUGAAAAUGCUGGGUCACCCAAGCCAGUUUCUUCUGGACGCCAAGCCCAAGCCAUGUACUCCUGCAAAGCCGAGCACAGCCAUGAGCUGUCCUUCCCCCAGGGGGCCAUUUUUUCCAAUGUACACCCGUCGGUGGAGCCAGGGUGGCUAAAGGCAACUUAUGAAGGCAGAACAGGACUAGUCCCUGAAAACUACGUUGUCUUCCUCUAAUAGUAUUAGUGGAUGGCAGUAUCUUCAUGGUAUCCAUGGUAACACAUAAUACGUGCUAUAAUUUUAUCUGACACAGAUAUGAGGGACCAGCCACUAAAAGAAACAUCUAUGUGUCUCAAGUUUUUCACCAGCAGACUUUGUAGCUCCCAUGACGGAAAGAGAAACAUAAAUAUUUGCAUCAUAGCCGUUCUUUUGGCUGUUUUCUUACUUUUAAAAUAUGCUUGUUUAUUUUUGAAUAAGAAGUGAUUUUCAACAGUCUGCUCUCUCUAGCAGUUGCAGAAUCUUAGAUCCUGAGCUCAAUUCUGCAUACCCAAAAUAUGGAAGUCAGAAAUCUGCUGUACCCAUGUUAAGAUCCGUUCCUUAUUGCCUGAUAGUCUCUGGGGAACCUUGAAAUCAUUACUUUAAAAAUGUAAUUUAAGUUGUUCGUUUAUUAUUUUUGUUCUUUUUAAAUAUACUGUUUUUAUGUGUGAUUAUUUUGCUGGUCCUAAACAUUUCAAGAAAAUCAGGCUUUGUUUUAUCAUAAUUAUAUUUUAUUUGUUUUCUAAAAUGAUAGUAUCUGAAGGCAAUAGUGUAUAUGACGUCUGUAAAGUAAGUGAGUGUAAGUCAAACACUGAUUCUACCAUAAGCAGUCCAUCCAGAAUAUUAGAUGGCUUCUCUGGCUUCUGAGCAAAAGUCAAAGAAUUAAGUCUAUAAAGCCUGUAAGUAAAUAAUUUGUUGCAGGCUAGAUUUGACUUGUGAAGCACAGAUGAAUAACCCUUCCUUUAGAAGUUAUGUAAACCUAUCUUGGGACUUUUAUAAAAUUUUCCAUUAAAACACACAUGUUAAUAAAUCACAUGUGCAUAUUUUUUGCUUCCUAUCAGUAUUGUGACAUUAUAGUGACCAUUGUGGGUGAACUGUAAGGAUGUGGUGUAGCAUGCAGCCUGCCCACUUGAAAUGCCUCCAAGUAUUUUAAUGAUGGGGAAGUUUGGGCCUCGGAUACUCUUGUAUAAAUGAUAAAAGCAUUGUUUGCAAAUCUAAAUUGGAAAAUUAUGUCUUCUAAACCCUUUUUAGUGGAAACAGGAAACAAAUACCAAAGUACUCGAUUCUUAGACCACAAAGUCUGCUUUUUAAAAAAGAUUUAUUUAUUUAUAUAAAUGUUUUGUCUGCAUGUGUGUAAGUGUACUACAUGUAUGCCUUUUACCCAUGAAAGUCAGAAAAGGGAGGUAGAUAGCCUUGAACUGGAGUUACAGAGGCUACUGAGUUACAAAUAGGACUUCAAAUUGGGUCCUCAUGAAGGGCAACAAGUGCUUCUAACCACUGAGUUAUCUCUCUAGCCCCAGACCACAGAGUUUAAAAGCAAACAAGCCAUCGUCAUUAACAGGAGUGAGAUUUGCAAGGUUUUCUUCUAUGGCAUCCAGCCAUAGCCUUUCCUAUGAAUUCCACUGAAUUGUAGACCUCAUACAGUAGAGAGGUACUUAGUCUCCAUUAUUAUGUUAUCAACAAAGGGUUCUAUAUGAGCCACUUCUUCUAUUAUAACAUAUUUCAGUAAUUUCAACAUACAAUUCUAUGAAUAUCUACAAUCACAAAAAAGCCUUUCUUCCCCAUAGCCUAAAAGGUUGUCUCACCAGAGCCUCUCCAUGUGGCCUUGUUAUCUAGCUGACGUCUUCAAUGUUUUCUCUCGUUCACUGACACUCAGGUGUCUAAAGAGCUUACAUGUUAUAGCCUAGCGUCUCAGUCCAUUCUUCACUACAUCAGAAUUUCUAGAGAAAAUAAGCAGAGUAUACAUACAACGUUGUGCAUCGAUGUAUCUAUGAUUUUAAAUGAAAUAAGAUAAUGGAUUAGAAUUAAUGUGUAGAGAGUAACAGUUGACAGACAGAUGCAUCCAGAAAUUACAGCAGUGAACUGAAUGCAUUGGCUGUCUCAUAAAGACAAUGACAUGAUAGGUAACUGAUAAAAGUUUGGCUCCUUCAUUUUCUUUCCUCCUUAUUCUAGUCCUUGUACACUACAGUGAGGUUUUGCUAAGCUCCUUGGUCAAGGUAAAGCCUGAUGUCUUUUAGUAUACUAACUAAUAACAUUCCUGUCUCUGGUAACCAUUUUCUGAGACAAAAGGUAGCUUUUAUAACGCACCAGUAGCCUGACUACAUGGCUUUCUGUUGAAGCCCUUCGCAUAGUGUUAGAUCAGAACCCCUGAAGAGAAGCUGGUUUGCUCUCAAAGACCAGCUUGACAGUAAAGAUUCAAUAUCUUCGUCCACUGCUGAUGCACAGAGAAAUCCCAACUUUUCCUUUUAUUUUAAUGUAGAUCCCAGCAUUCCUGACUCCCAGUUGUCUGUGAGCUAAACCAACAGAUGCUUACUGGGGACUUAGAGCUUAGUAGGACAUGGGUAUGAAAUCCAGCUCUGCUUUCUGAUCUAUUCUGUGUCAUUAUUUGUUGAAGUUCCUUCCCUGAAACAAGACAUAAACAUGCUGGUUCAUGUUGCACUUGUGCUUGCGAUUUAAUCUUUCAGAAUUUUUUUCUUCAUGUUAAUUAUAUAUGUAAGGAAACCAUGAUGAUAUAUGGGAGAGAGGCUAAGGGUACUUUCUUCCUGAAUUAAGUACCCUAAAGUUAAAGUAUGCAGGAGCACUACAGAAAUGAAGAUUUGUGCUCUGGAGUGCAUGGAAGGUGUGCUGGACAGGAGAGCAUUGAGGUGAUGGAAGAGUCACGUCUCAAACUGUGAUACUAUUGAUGACAUGAAGAACCUUACCUGUGAGACAGUGGGAUGAUGAACUGUCAUAUGUACACUCUGAAAGCUACAAUAUACACCCAAAUAAAUGCCUAUAGUUUGAUCAAUGUGAGGAUGUCUUGGGGGUUGAUGUAAUUCCCUUGGGUGUGCUCUGCAAGUAUCCUUGGGUUUGAAACACUGAUGCGUUUGGCAGGUGAUUUUUGGCUAUUCUGCCAUCCCACUUCAUUUGGUUCAUACAAGUUAGUCAUUCAACUGAACAAUUUUCCUAAUGUAUUGUGUGUCAGUAUCUGAAAAGUACAAUAAACUUUCAAUCUCUCCAGUGUCCAUGCAGUGUGAAGAAGCAUUAUCUCCUUGCUUGUGAUGUGAUGUGAUGUGAUGUGAUGUGAUGUGAUGUGAUGUGAUGUGAUGUGUUAUAGGCAGGACUGAAAUAUUCACCAAUAGCCCCAUUGCGGAAAGACUUUGUCAGAGAGAUGGUGGGUUAAAGCUAUAAAAGAUAUACUUUAUAUUUCUGUUAACCCCCAACUACUGAAACACCAAGUAGUGACAAUAAAAAUGCAUGAGACAUCCUCCAUUUUCUCUUUUGUAGUUACUCUUCCAUAUGGUGCCUGCCUUCAGAAUAUGAAUGAGGUCGAGAAUACAUGAAAUCUCUCUGUGCUUCUGUGAAGAUUCCUUGCUGCUAACUUCUCUCCCAACCUCACAUCCUUCUCUUCCACAGACGCUAAUUAAAAUAGUUGCUCAGACCUCAGCUCUGAACAGUAAUUGGUAGUGCAGCCGGAGCAUGCUUUAUCUAAAAAGGCCUUUCAGAUUGUGGAAUAUUGUGGAUAAAUAAGAUACCUUAUGUUCUAACAGAUACUCUAAAAUAUGCAAUGAUUACAGGGAUGAGACAGCUCAAAUCAAGAAAUUCCUUUCCAGUUCUUAUGUUUGCUAUAUGUAGCUUAAAAGACCAUUCAAGCAGUAUUUUUAAUAUGUACAGAGGCAAGUUUCACAGACUGGAAUUUUCCAGCUGUAGAAUCAUACAAGUGCUCAAAAUACUGUAGGUUUCAUGUUUGUGGAUGAGAUGCUUUCCUCCGUACCAGGUUUGUGCUAAGGGCGCAUUAGCAGCUAGAGAUUGACAUGAUUUAUUGUCCAGUUUAUCAAAUAAUACCAGAAGCACUCCACAUUAGGAACAGAAUUUGUCUUUUGAAUUCACAGCACAUUUCUGACUGAUAGCUCUUAUCAUGACCUCAUGUCACUGUGUGAGACUUUGUGAAUCAUCUCUUCGUAAAGACAAAAACAGAGGUUUGAGUCCCAUCCAGAAACUACUUCUAUCUUGAUUAUAGAUGUUCCCCUGAGAAUCAAAUUUCACUUCCUUUGUUAUUCUCUUGCUUUCCAAAAUCAAAACACUUUAAAAAAAUGAGAUUAGCAUUUCUGAACAGUCUGACUCUAGCCAGCCUCUGUCUUGUUAAUUCAGUUAAUAACAGGCAUUUAUCCACUUCCUGACCACAUUUGGCAUGUUCAUCCAUUGUUACCAUUAACUUCCUGCUUCAAUGGUAGUACCUUUGGAAAAACAGGCUUGUGAAUGACAUAGUGGAUCAAACACUUGAGUGGUACUUUAAAAAGAAUGUUAAUACAGUUGUAUCCAUCUUUUUAAGAAACCACAGUAGGAAUGUUGACAGCACUCACUAGAAAGCACUUGGCAGGAACGAGAUCAGUAUUUGUACAAUGUUUAUUGACUUCCCUAUGGAUGAGGGGCCUGGCAAGGUAUGAUGUCAUGCCUCUCUAUUUAUGACAGACAGACAUGCUUGUGGGCGGGCAUUUCUUAGGGUCAUAGGGAGAAAUCGAGUCUUUGUGCUUACUGAACAAGCCCAACAGGCAAGAAACAUUUUUCAUGAUUCAAGAUGUUCAUAAUGAGGUCUAUUUGAGGAAGUGAAGUGUGGGAAAGAGUUGUAGCUGAGGGUCCCAGGACAUCUCAGUGAGAUGGUGGUGUUCUUGCCAUUGGCCAUCUCACACUGGUGCCUCCCAUAGUCUGUGCUCUUCCAUGGUUGAUAUGGAAGCUAUGGCUGAAUCACUUACCUCUGAUGAAGACUGCACUGCUCUGUGCCACAAAAUGAUAGAAGUUUUAUGUGUUCUCGUAUGUCCUCUGCCACCUACUUUUGAGAAAAAUGGUAUGUACUUUUCUGGAUCUGGGAGCAUGGCAUGUUCAUACUCCAUGCUUAAAACCCACAGUACCACACACGCCAUUAUUAAUAGGGAGUUUAACAUGAAAGAUAAUUGUGUUUUCAUUUGUAAUCCAUUUAUGCCGUGUUCAAAUUUGAGGUGCUAUUGUUUAUGUAAACCAGGAGCUUCUUUGCAGCCAUUAACAUGAAGAAUUAAGUAAUAAAUACGCUGAAUAUUAUAGUCAGCAAACUAUAA